AUGCCUUCGCUGCCAUCAUUAGAGUCUUUUGCCAAGGGAACCGUCGCUACCGUAGCUGGUGUUGCAACGUUAGGCUGCGGACUACUAUACUACGGACAAAAUUAUCUCAUUUACCCAUCCGCAUUCCCCCCGGGCUCUCGCACAGAGGUCCCAGUGCCAACGGAUUUUGGACUUGAAUACCAGGAUUUACCCCUCGUCACUGAAGAUGGGUUUACUUUGCGGUGCUAUCUUCUCAUGCAACGGACAGAGAUAAGCAAUAGCCACGCUUCACGCAUUGAUUACGCAGACCAACAGACGCAUGAAGAGUUUGCAUCCACUCGACCAACAGUUUUGAUGUUCCACGGUAAUGGUGGAAAUCACGGUCACCGGAUACCUCUCGCCAAAGUAUUCUACGUCAAAAUGCGUUGCAAUGUACUCAUGCUCUCAUACCGCGGGUGCGCCUUCUGCAUACGUAUAGAUGCUCAAACGGCGCUCGACUAUCUCACCUCGCACCCAUACCUGAAGAAUACUCCUGUUAUCCUUUACGGCCAAUCUAUUGGCGGUGCUGUCGCUAUUGACCUUGCAAGUCGAAAUUCAUCAAAGAUCGCGGCGCUAAUCCUGGAGAACACAUUCACGAACCUCCCACGUCUCGUACCUAAAGCUCUUCCUCUUCUUGGCCCUCUUUCAUUCCUUUGCCAUCAAAAAUGGGACUCGGCAUCGAAAAUACCUCUAAUACCCCGGUCGAUGCCAAUAUUGAUGCUGAGCGGUGUUAGAGAUGAAGUUGUUCCACGCGAGCACAUGCAAGAGUUAUGGCAGAUUGCUUCGCGACGUCAGGGUACCAAAUCCAGUGGCACCGGAAACAAAUCUGACAUAUCGGAAGUCGGUAAUGGAAAGUCGAGAUUCCUUGAAUUCGAAGGAGGACAUCACAAUGAUACGUGUGUCCAGCAGGGAUAUUGGACUGCAGUUGCUGACUUUAUGACAAGUUUGAGUCGGCAUUAG
Suillus subalutaceus is the source of this 978-nucleotide messenger RNA. RefSeq names its product Alpha/Beta hydrolase protein. The record is from RefSeq and is a predicted model, not a curated record. NCBI's taxonomy places the organism in Eukaryota, Fungi, Basidiomycota, Agaricomycetes, Boletales, Suillaceae. Gene Ontology annotation, cellular component: membrane. Gene Ontology annotation, molecular function: palmitoyl-(protein) hydrolase activity. The transcript is spliced from 9 exons. Bases 1 to 978 code for a protein of 325 amino acids.